Leguminivora glycinivorella is the source of this 545-nucleotide messenger RNA. Its product is annotated as SCO-spondin-like. Gene Ontology annotation, molecular function: protein binding. Bases 7 to 531 code for a protein of 174 amino acids. The record is from RefSeq and is a predicted model, not a curated record. NCBI's taxonomy places the organism in Eukaryota, Metazoa, Arthropoda, Insecta, Lepidoptera, Tortricidae. The transcript is spliced from 6 exons.
GUGUUGAUGUUCUCCAAGACGGUCGUAUCAUAUUUGGAGGACUGUAGCGAUAGGAACGGGUUUGCACCAUGCAAGCACAGUGAGACAUGCAUCCGACAAGACCAAGUGUGCGAUGGCAAUAUCGACUGUCCGACCGCCAGCGACGAGAUAUUUGACAGCUGUCAAAAUUCCGAAAGGCCCAUGUUCGCCCUAGCCUUCCAUUGCACCAACAUAGACACAAGAGACAUGUAUCAAGAGAAGCUCUGUCACCCUCUCUGCAAAAUUCAACCCGAAAUCUGUUUCUACGCUAUGAUGACAGUCCAGGAACAACCAGAAGGGACAUGUAAACUACCCGCCUGGCCAGAGCAUGGAAAAUAUGAGCUCACCGAAGGACGAAGUUAUUCCGAGUUUUCAUUAUACUAUGAGUGUGAUGUAGGCUUUGAAUUGUAUGGGAAAAACUAUCCAACAUGUCAUGAUGGUGAAUGGGAGGUGCUGCCUUGGUGUAUAGAAUUAUCGGGUUGGCAACUGGAUGAAGAAGACAUACGAAAAUAAAACAAAAUAUUCCU